AUGGAUCCACCGAGCUCUUGGGACUCCUUGAGGAAACAGGCAAGGAAGGUUGAAGCAAUGCUGGAUGAGCAGAUGCAUUUAUAUCGUAAACAAGUUGCGACCAAAGUUGAUGGUAGCAAGGAUAAUGAUCUUGAAUCUGGAAUAGAUCAAUUACUUAAACAGCUUCAGCAAGUAAAUUCUCAAAUGCAAGCUUGGGUAUCAUCUGGAGGUUCAGAAAUAUUUUCUCAUACAUUGACUCGCCAUCAGGAAAUUCUACAAGAUAUUUCUCAAGUUGAAGAAGGGUUGUGGGCUUUAUUGAUGAGAAUGAAUCGAUAAAGGAGUUGGAAGUUCGGAGAAUAACUAAGAUGGUAUCAGAGUAUAGAUUUGAAGGCCAAAAUUUAAGGGAAUCUACGGAAUUCCUUAGAGCUUGAUUAGGAAAGGCUUUACAAUAGCUCCAUGUGAAAUUCCAGGACAAUACCUUUUCUUUUUGCAUUCUCUGCAUCACUCUCCUCAUUCUCUGCUAAACUUGUCCUCAGGUAAUUU
Ilex paraguariensis (yerba mate) is the source of this 522-nucleotide messenger RNA. Lineage: Eukaryota; Viridiplantae; Streptophyta; Magnoliopsida; Aquifoliales; Aquifoliaceae. The record is from the annotation of a GenBank genome assembly.